Molecule: messenger RNA, 4391 nt
Organism: Amblyraja radiata (thorny skate)
Lineage: Eukaryota; Metazoa; Chordata; Chondrichthyes; Rajiformes; Rajidae
Gene: axl
Product: AXL receptor tyrosine kinase
Exons: 21
Coding region: 496-3315 (939 amino acids)
Biological process (GO): positive regulation of phosphatidylinositol 3-kinase/protein kinase B signal transduction; positive regulation of kinase activity; platelet activation
Cellular component (GO): signaling receptor complex; plasma membrane
Molecular function (GO): ATP binding; transmembrane receptor protein tyrosine kinase activity; protein binding
Source: RefSeq, a predicted model, not a curated record
GCCAGGUUGCAGAGUGGAUUUACAGAUUUUACGUUUUAACACCAGGAAACUCAAUUUGGGAUACUUUUCAGAUGUGCUUAUUUUUUUCACGAGUUUUUUCCCCAACCAGUGUGUCAGCGUUUCUGCGGUUGUGCAGGCGCCGGACUGCUACUUAUUUUUCCUUUUCAAAAAGUUGCUGCCUAACUUUUUUUUGUGUGUGUUUGGUCCACCCCUGUCCCCUCCCACACACACACACACACACUUCAGUGGAACGGGUUUCUCCCAUUUGGUUCUCAGAGUCUCAGGGAGAAAGGGAACCGCUCCUCGUCCCGGAGAAAGUUGAAACUACUUUUUUUUGUAUGUGGAAAGUUUAUAUUUUUUCCCCUCGGAGUGAGUGAACGAGUCCGGGGCCCAAUGUGAAUCUCUCGCUGGCCCGGAGAGGGAGGAAUACCGUAUAUAUUUAUGAAUUAAAGAGCCUGCGAUCCGUCUUGAGAGAAAGACACAGAGAGAGAAAAAAUGCGAGGAGCGGGUCUGCUGUUUCUUUGCAUGUGGGUCAACAACUGUUUGUCUCAGCCCACCGAGCCUCCAGCCACAGAAGACGUGGGCUUCCUGCAGGAUCCGGAGGGCAUCGUAUCCUCCCAGGGGAAGCAGGUGAAGCUGCGUUGCUCCAUCAAGGUGUCGGAUGAGCUCCCCACAAUAACGUGGCAGCGAGACGGCACUCAGUACGUGGCGAACGUCAACCAGGUGCUGCUCCCGCUCAGUGACACCGAGUGGCUGGCCAUCAGUGAGCUGAGUAUUCCCUCCAUUCACCGUUCCGAUGUUGGGAGUUACCGAUGCGUUGCUUCAGUCAAAGGGAAAAAAAUUGUCUCCAAGGAAGCACAACUGGACACAGAAGGUCUGCCCCACUUUACAGAGGAGCCGCAGGACCUCAACGUGUUUGGGGACGUGCCCUUCAACCUCAGCUGUGGCGCGGCGGGAUCGCCCGGCGUCCAGGAGCUGGUGUGGCUGCAGGAUGGGAGUCCCGUGCUGCGCAAGGAGAAGACGGAGGCCACCUCCCCUUCCACCCUGACUGUGCAAGGACUGCAGAAGUCAGCGGCUUUCCGGUGCGAGGCCCACAACGCCAAGGGAGUCGCCACGUCUAGGACGGCCACCAUCAAAGGUAGGCGCUCCCCUGCAGUGCCGGGGGUUCACCAGAAGGGUGCGGCACUGACGUCAGUCCUGACCAACCAGGCCGACGGUGGCAGCAGCCGGGAGGUCUACUUUGAGGACAUCUCCGUCCCGCCGUUCAGACAUGUGAUCCGCGGCCUGGUGCCGUACACCAGCUUCAUGAUCCACCUCUCCUGUAGCACGGGCAUCGGGCGAUCCCGCUGGAGCGAGUGGGUGACGGUCGCCACCUUCGAAGGAGAGCCGGACGUGGCUCCAGACAACGUCACCUUCCGGUACAAUGGCAGCACGCUGACGUUCCAGUGGAUGGAGCCUUCCGUAGGCCUCAACGGGGUUCUGCGGGGGUAUAAGGUGGCGUACCAGAACCAGGAUGAUGCCGAGGUGAUUGUGGACAAUGGGAUGAGAGAGAACAUCACGCUGGAGGUGUUACUGCCCGUUACCAACUUGAGCGUGCGGGUGGCGGCUUAUACUAGGGCUGGUGACGGACCCUGGAGUCACCCCGUCUCCGUCAACCUGUUCGACCCAGAUAGCCCGAGGGAAACAAAGCACCCAGUUGGACCGGCCGGCAGUAGGGGCUUCUCCUGGCACUGGUGGUACGUGGUGAUGGCAGGCGCGGUGGCCGCGACCUGCGCUGCUUGCUUCGCCGUGCUGGUGGUCCGUCGCAGGAAGAAGGACACUCGCUACGGAGAGGCGUUCAAGCCCAUGAUCGACAAAGGGGAGCUGGUGGUGCGUUACCGAGUCCGCAAGUCGUACAGCAGACGGACUACCGAGACCACCCUGAACACUCUGGGGAUCAGCGAUGACCUCAAGGAGAAACUACAAGACGUGAUGAUUGACCGGCACAGGUUAGCCCUGGGCAAGACCCUGGGAGAAGGGGAGUUUGGCUCGGUGAUGGAAGGACAACUAAACCAGGACGACUAUUUUCUCAAGGUUGCCGUGAAGACCAUGAAAAUUGCCAUCUGUACACGGACUGAAAUGGAGGACUUCCUCCGAGAGGCCGUCUGCAUGAAGGAGUUUGACCAUCCCAACGUCAUGCGUCUACUGGGGGUGUGUCUCCAGAACAACGAGAAUGAGGGCUACCCCUCCCCCGUGGUCAUCCUGCCCUUCAUGAAGCAUGGAGAUCUCCACAGCUUCCUGCUCUACUCUCGGCUGGGCGAGAACCCUGUGUACCUACCGAUGCAGAUGCUGAUUAAGUUCAUGGUGGACGUUGCCCGGGGCAUGGAGUACCUCAGCAACAAGAACUUCAUCCACAGGGACUUGGCUGCACGCAACUGCAUGUUGAAUGAAAACAUGAACGUCUGCGUGGCUGACUUUGGGCUCUCCAAAAAGAUUUACAACGGCGAUUACUACCGGCAGGGCCGGAUCUCGAAGAUGCCGGUGAAGUGGAUCGCCAUCGAGAGCCUGGCGGACCGGGUGUACACCAGCAAGAGUGACGUGUGGUCGUAUGGGGUCACCAUGUGGGAGAUCGCCACCCGUGGUCAGACCCCGUACCCCGGCGUUGAGAACAGCGAGAUCUACGAUUACUUGCGGCAGGGCAAUCGCUUGAAGCAGCCGCCCGACUGCCUGGAUGCGCUGUAUGAACUGAUGUAUUACUGCUGGCAACUCAACCCCAGAGAGCGGCCCACCUUCGAGAUCAUCUGCUGCCAGCUGGAGAAGAUUCUAGAAGACCUGCCACCCCCCACGGACCCGGAGGAGAUCCUGUAUAUCAACAUGGAGGAUGGGUACGGGAAGCGGGACAGCGGCUGCGAUCAAGGGGCGGUGGGAGGUCGUGACCUGGAGGAGUGCCUGAAGGAGUCGGACCUGCUGUUCUCCAAAGGCCCCACCGCCACCACCUUGGCCGACGUCCACCAGGCGGACGCCAUUGACCGCUACGUCCUCUGCCCGCCCGCCGAGACCGCCCGCCUCAUGGCCAUGGCCUCGCUGCCCGUCCCCGGCGACCAGUGCUCGCCCGGCGAGGACCUCCUGCUGAUGGAGGCGUGCGGGAAGGAGCUCAAGCAGGCUCGGCGGCUCCCUCUGCGUCUACAGGGGCUGCCCCGUCCCUCUCAUUCACCCCAUCCCCCUUCGAGCGGUGGCUGCCAGCAGACUCUUUGCCACUUGGACCUGAAUGGGACGCGGAACAACCUCCUGGCACAGGAGCCUCAGCAACUAGGCCCCGUUGUCAUGGACAACUGAUCCAAUGAACCGUGUUCCCAAAUCCAAUCCAGUGGAUGCAAAAUCCGCUCGCAUUCCGUGAAUUCCGCUUGUCUUACGCUUGUCUUCCAUUUCCUCGUGGGCGGAGCUGAAGGGACGGGGAGCCUCCAGUAUCUUUCUCCAGGGUCCACCAUUCGCCAGGAACUGAUGUCCUCUCUCCACCUUCCAGCAUCCUCCAUCAUUGCCUCUACGCCCAGGACCAUCGGAUGCCCACCAUCUACACGCCUCGUAGACAUUUAUUCCAAGCCCAAGUCAGGCAUCUAACGUUUGAAUGUGUACAUGUGAACUCCUGAGGUGAAAGGUCAAAGGGUUAAGAGUUUGGGGGGGUGGGGAAGGGGGGGGGGGGGGGGGGGGGGGGUGGGGGGGGGGGAUAUCUUGGGUCUAUGAACCUUACUCCAGGCUUGAUAGCUUUUCUACAUGGCAAUGGGAAGCAUCAAUAUAUGAGGAUUUAUAGAGAGGGCAAUAGAUGAGAAUCCUUUUCUUAAAAUAUUUAUAAUAUGACUGAGAAUGACAGGGAUAAGCCUUUUGUACUGCAUGGAACAUAGACAAUAGACAAUGGGUGCAGGAGUAGGCCAUUUGGCCCUUCGAGCCAGCACCGCCAUUCAACAUUCAACAUGGAACAGUACGGCACAAGAACAGGCCCUUCGGCCCACAAUGUCUGUGCCGAACACAGUGCCAAGACCAUCUGUGUUACCUGCCUGUACGUGAUCCAUACCCCCUCCAUUCCCUGCAUAUCCAUGCGCCCAUCCAAAAGACUCUUAAAGGCCACUAUCGUAUCUGCCUCAACCACCAAUUAUUGCAGUACGUUCCAGACAUUCGCCUUUCUCUGUGUAUAAAAAUAUGGCUGCGAACUGGAGACAGAUCUGGGCACCUAAGUUCUGCGUAAAUGUUAGUUGUCAAGCAUUUUCCUGAACCUCCCACCUUUGGUGAAGCCGGUGAACUCAAAGUUGGCCACCUUUCACCUGAUAGACAAUAGUCAAUAGACAAUAGGUGCAGGAUUAGGCCAUUCGGCCCUUCGAGCCAGCAUUGCCAUUCCAUGUGAUCAUGGCUGAUCAUCC